Molecule: messenger RNA, 1646 nt
Organism: Tetranychus urticae (two-spotted spider mite)
Lineage: Eukaryota; Metazoa; Arthropoda; Arachnida; Trombidiformes; Tetranychidae
Product: cell division cycle 7-related protein kinase
Biological process (GO): protein phosphorylation; mitotic DNA damage checkpoint signaling
Cellular component (GO): nucleus
Molecular function (GO): protein serine/threonine kinase activity; ATP binding
Source: RefSeq, a predicted model, not a curated record
ACAACAUUUUCCCGGUUUAUUUUGGGACUUCAAAUUGAACUCAUUUGUUUACUUUCAUGAUGAAAGUUUCAUCUAUGCGACUUUAACUCAUUACUGAUUGUGUAGUCAUUUAUUUGACCAUGGAGAAAACAAAAUCAAAUUCUCAUAUAGUUUUGAACUGUUCCUCAAAUUUUCAAUCUCUCCGAAUUGAAGACCCCAAAAAAUCAUCUCCUGAAUGUGAAAAUAACCAAUUCCCUCAAUAUUUCCUAAGAUCUAUUCCGGAUUUGAAGAGACAUUUUAGUCUCCAGGAGAAAAUUGGGGAAGGUACUUUCAGCAAGGUGUUCAAGUCAAAAUUAUUGAAGAAUCCAACAAAAAGCUUUGCUUUGAAAUGUAUCGUACCAACUAUGAAAUGGGAUCGAGUGGCAAAUGAAAUUCGUUAUUUAAGAGAUCUUGGUGGGAACUCGAAUAUCAUUGGUGUCAGAACCUGUUUCUUUGGUAGUGGACUAUGCGUCAUUGUGAUGCCAUAUUUUCCAAACACUAAAUUCGUUGAUUUUCUUAAAGAUGCCAAUGGUUUUGAAAUACAAAGCUACAUGAAAAAUCUUUUCAUAGCUUUAGAGGCAGUUCAUAAACAUGGCAUCAUUCACCGUGAUAUUAAACCCAGCAAUUUUCUAUUCAACCGAAAAUCGAUGACAUUUGGACUCAUUGACUUUGGUCUCGCCGAAGACGAGGUAGUUCUCCGUAAACACGCCUUAAGUGCUCGAGAAAAUAUCCAGUUUGCUUCUCCAGCCCUUUCAUCUAAAUCAGCUAUUAAAGAGCUUGUUGCAACCAAAUCAAACUUUGCUCUUCAUGAUAGAGAGGGUAUUAAAAAUCCAGUUUUAAUAAAAAAGCGUACCUAUGAUGACAUGGCCACGACUCCUUCUAAUACUACUUCAUCAAAAAAAGUUAAAUGCAAUGAAAAUUUCAGUACUCCAGUAAAACGUAAAAAUCCAGCAGUAAUUCCAGAAACUCCACCAAAAAAUAAUGUAGAUAAGAAAGAAGCUGAAGUUAAACCACGAAAAUUCAUAUUAAAACCUUCAUCUAUUUCUAAUCCUUGUGCUUGCUAUGGAAAAGAGCAAAUCUGUAAUAAUUGUUUGCGGCGUUUUGAUCUUGCUGCACCCAGAGCUGGAACUAGAGGUUUUCGAGCUCCAGAAGUUUUAUUAAGACAUUUGCAGCAGACAACUGCCAUUGAUGUCUGGUCUGCUGGUGUUAUUAUGGCCUGUUUAUUGUCCAGGAGGUAUCCAUUUUUCAGCACUUUUGCUGAUGAUUUGACUUCUCUUAGUCAAAUGAUGACCGUUUUAGGAAGUAAAAGAUUCAUCAAAGCGGCAAAAGAAUUGAACCAAUCAAUUAUUAUGAACCCAAAGACAAUACCUCCACUCGAUUUGAAAAAGCUAUGUGAAAAUCUUAGAGGCAAUAAUUCACUCGAAAUAGACGACAGUGCCUACGAUUUACUGGAUCAUCUUCUUGAGCCCAAUCCAAGAAAGCGGUUAACAGCUAGUGAAGCUCUCAUGCAUCCAUUUAUUUCUCAGAAGACGUAAUUAACGGGUUUAGUCUUACAUAAAAAAUUCAGACAAUGUAAAAAUUAAUAAAGUUACUGUUUUAUAGUUUUAUUAAAUUAACGCAAAAAUAAA